Messenger RNA from Lycium barbarum (goji berry), 1724 nucleotides. Its product is annotated as putative methylesterase 11, chloroplastic. The record is from RefSeq and is a predicted model, not a curated record. The transcript has 5 exons. Gene Ontology annotation, molecular function: methyl jasmonate esterase activity; methyl indole-3-acetate esterase activity. The coding region runs from base 372 to 1541 and encodes 389 amino acids. NCBI's taxonomy places the organism in Eukaryota, Viridiplantae, Streptophyta, Magnoliopsida, Solanales, Solanaceae.
AACCUUCUCUCUCAUUAAACGUACAAAGAAAAUAGGAAACAAUAAUAGAGCGAAUUCAUCAUAGAUUACUCCACCACGAGUCGUCAAAACAUGCUGAGUCAAUUGUCAAUCUCUGAUUCAAAGCUGACUAGUAGAACGUACAAAGAAAGUAGGAGGCAAUAAUAGAGCAAAUCCGUCAGAGCGUACUCCAUCACUAAUUGCCAAAGCACGCUUAGUCAAUCAUCAAUCUCCAAUCCAAAGCUGACUAGUACAACAUAUAAAGAAACUAGGAGGCAAUAAUAGAGCGAAUCGUCUGAAAGUAGUCUAAUACGAGCUGCCAAAACACGCUCAGUCAAUCGUCAAUCUCCGGCCCAAAGCUAACCAAUACAACCAUGGGGAAUUCAUUGGCAUGUUUCUCUCAAAAUCAAGCUACCAAAAGAAGCAACACAAGAUCAUCAUCACGUAGUCUUCCUCCAUGUUUUUCUAACUCAACAAGCCAAAGAUUGGAUAAAAUACAUCCAAAGGAGACUAGUACUAGUACUCCUAGUAUUGAUCAUGAUUAUAUAAAAGAACAAGCUCGAGUAGCUGCAGCUUUGCUUCUCCAACACCAUCAGCAAAAUGGAACACUCACUCAAUUUGAACGUUCAGUUUCUCUAAGGGACCCUUUAGCAUUUUCUAAGAAGCAAAAAAGUAUUAUUCCAAGAAGCUCAAGUUCUCGUCCGAGGUUAUUGUCUGAUUCUCUGCCCCAACACUUGGAGAUUCCUAAUCAGGAUACAGAACUUGGCAAUUUAGAGACCAACCAUUUUGUUCUUGUCCAUGGAGGCGGUUUUGGUGCUUGGUGUUGGUACAAAACUACAACACUACUCAAGGAAAAUGGAUAUCAAGUUGAUGCUAUAGAUUUAACUGGUUCUGGUGCUCAUUCUUUUGACUCCAACAACAUUACCACAUUGGCCGAAUACGUGAAACCCCUCACUGAUUUCCUUGACAAGCUCCCCGAUGGCAAUAAGGUUAUCUUGGUUGGCCACGAUAUUGGAGGUGCUUGUGUUUCUUAUGCAAUGGAGUUGCAUCGAUCAAAAGUCUUUAAGGUGGUUUUUAUUGCUGCAGCAAUGUUGAAGAAUGGACAAAGCGUACUCGAUAUGUUCUCGAUGCAGACUGGCGCGGACGAUCUUUGCCAGCGUUCUCAAAAAUUUCUUUAUGCAAAUGGCAAGAAUCAUCAUCCAACUGCAAUUGAUUUCGACAAAUCAUUGUUGAAAGAUGUCUUGUUCAAUCAAACCACUGCUAAGGAUGUUGAAUUAGCAUCAGUAUUAUUGAGGCCAAUCCCCUUUGCACCACUAACAGAGAAGAUUUCCCUUUUUGCAACAAAUUAUGGUUCUAUCCCGAGAUUCUACGUAAAAACGUUAGAAGAUUUUGCGAUUCCAGUGUCCCUUCAGGAGGCUAUGAUAGAUUCGAAUCCUCCCGAACAAGUUUUCCAGAUGAAAGGCUCAGAUCAUUCGCCAUUUCUGUCUAAACCUCAAGCACUACACAAGAUUUUAGUGGAAAUUUCAAAGAUUCAUCUAAAAUGAACUCUGUAAAAUGAUCCAACAAAAGAUGGACCUCAGCACAUGUGAUAUUUUUUCGAGACAAUGUCCUACUACAUAUGUACAUAUAUAAUCACUGGCCAUUCAUUACAAGGAGGCAGUGGCGGACCCAGAAUUUAAGAGUCGUCGGUGCCUCAUUUUAAUAUUAUCAUUAACCAAAUGGUAAAA